Megalops cyprinoides (Indo-Pacific tarpon) is the source of this 3765-nucleotide messenger RNA. It is a transcript of the gene fhad1, whose product is annotated as forkhead-associated (FHA) phosphopeptide binding domain 1. NCBI's taxonomy places the organism in Eukaryota, Metazoa, Chordata, Actinopteri, Elopiformes, Megalopidae. The coding region runs from base 1 to 3765 and encodes 1254 amino acids. The record is from RefSeq and is a predicted model, not a curated record. The transcript is spliced from 27 exons. Gene Ontology annotation, molecular function: protein binding.
AUGAGGGGAUACCUAAAAACCUUAGGAUGGGUGUUUAAACUCCAGCCCAAAACUACAACAGUGGGAAAGCAUGAGGAUUCGGACCUGUGCUUGCAGAACGGGGGUGUGGAAGAGCACCAUGCCCUGAUCGAGCACAGCGAAGCCGACCGCUGCUUCGUGCUGCACGACCUGAACUCCACCCACGGCACCUUCGUCAACGGCUGCCGCAUCCACAAUGCCGCCGUGCGUCUGGCCCCGGGCGACGAGCUGCAUUUCGGCUACGGCGGGCCCGCGUAUCAGCUGGCGGUGGACACCGCCUCCCCGCGGGUAGCCUGGCAGACCCCACUGCAGCUGAUUGAGGACUCCAGUCCAGUGUCUGCCCCCCCUAACAUGCCCUCCCAGCUCCCCCUCCUGCCCGGCCAGCCUUCCACCAGCAUGGCCUGGAUACAGGGGGGGCCUACCGCCCCUCGCCCCCCCAGCAAGGCCCGACCAGUCAGCGCAGGAGCCAAGAGGGCAGGGCUGGGUCACUCCACUGAGCCGGAGGUCCCCUCUGUCAGACCAGGAAGUGGGAGUGGGAAUUCCGGAGCAGCGCGCUCGCAUAGAAGCACAGUGACAUCACAGAACGCUCAAACUCUGCAGCACCUGCUACAGGAGAAGGAGGAGAGGAUCCUGAGGCUGGGGGACGAGGUCAGCCGCCUGGCGGUGUUCGAGGGCGAGUCGUGGCGGAAAGACGGGGUGAUCGCGGGGCUGCGGGACGAGGUGUCCGCCCUCCGCCACCAGGUGGCGCUGAACCGCGUCGAUCCCGAGAUCAGCAGCAAGCUGCGCAGCCUGGAGAGGGACGUCGGUGAGAAGAAGGAGCAGAUCCAGCAGCUGAAAGAGCAGAUGGUAGAGCUGCAGAACGGGUCGAGUGAGGUGUUCAAACACUCGCUGGCGGAACGGGACCUGAAGAUCGCCAAUCUGAGGACUCAGGUGGAGAAGCUGAAGAAGGACAGCAGCAUGUCUUCAGGUCUGGCGACCAGCCUGCAGAGAGACCUGUCGGCCCGGGAGAAGCAGGCUCUCAAACUGGCCGCCGAGGUGGAUAAGCUGCGACAGGACAUCCGGCACAAGGAUGCACAGCUGGGAGCCCUGUCAGCCAAGUUUUCCAGGACGAGAGAGAAUAAGAGUCACCAGGAGGAGCUGCAGGCGCGUGAGAAUGACAUCAUCGCCCUGAGGAAGAGGGCGGAGAAGCUGGAGCAGACCCUGACGGAGCGGCAGACGGAGCUGCAGAGGCAGGGUGCGGAGCGGGACUCGCUGAAGAGCAGGCUGGGCGAGGAACGGCAGCUGGAACGCCUCCGGAGCAGAAUCAUCCAGGCCACCUACUCUGCCCCUGGGGUCUCCCCUCCACAGGACACUGUGUCAGACCAGGAGGUGAUAGACCAGAUGACAGAAAUUAUCGAGGAGAAGGAGGCGUUGGGGACCAGGCUGGGAGAGCUGGAGGAGCAGAAGAAGGAGGUGGUGGAGGAGAGGGAGGCGCUGCGGGCCAGGGUGCAGGAGCUGGAGGAGCAGCUGAAGGAAGGCUCAGCGGAUCAGGACAGGGCAGCUGAAGAGGCAGGGAGACUGAGGACCAUGCUGGAGGAGUGCACGACUCGCUUGCAGGAAGCACGCUCAGCUCCUGCCCUCCAGAGCGAGAUCUCCACUCUGCAGGGUCAGUCUGUUCCCCCGUCACUGACCUGGGUACAGUCUGCUGCCCUCUCCAUGCUGGGCGGCCAGCUGGCACGGCUACAGGAAGUCGCACAGGCCCUGCAGGAUGCUGGGAUAGAUAUGUCGGACUUUGCUGAAGGAGCCCCUGGUGGCAUCAGAGCCCUGUGGAAUCAGAGCCAGGAGCGUGAGGUGGAGCUCAGAGCCCUGCAGGCAAAGCUGCAGGAGGUAGAGGGAGGUCAGGAUGCCCUGGUCCAGAGCAAGGAGGCGAAGAUUAAAGAGCUGCAGGACCAGCUGAGUGCCAUGAGGGAGGAGCUGGAGCAGCAGAGACAGCAGGGUGUGGAAGCCCGUGGCCAGGAGGAGGAACUGCAGCUCCAGCUGGAGGAGGCGAGGAGGGAGCUGGAUCUGGUUAGAGGAGCGGAGGCUGCCCUGCGGGAGGAGACCCAGGCCAAGGAGGUGCAGUGGCAGGCCAGGGUGGAGGAGGCGGAGCAGAAGGGGGCGGAGAUGGAGAGGGGGCGUUACCGUGUGCAGGAGGCGGAGUACCGGGAGCAGGUCCGCCAGCACGCCCACACCAUCGUGGACCUGGACCAGCGGCUGGCCAGGGUGACGCAGCACAUGAGGGAGGGGGAGGAGGAGAAGAUGGAGAAGAAGCUAGAGGGCAGUACACCUGAGCCAGGUCCCAUCCCGCCUCAGCCAAUCAGAGACCCUGAAGUGGUGGCCCUGGAGGAGAAUGUCACCCUGCUCAGGGCUGAGCUGGCCAAGGCACAGGAGGAGGUUGUUGCCCAGGGAGACGUCAUCGCCGCGCUGAGCCGCGACCUGGCCGUAGCCAACGCCCGGAUGUCUGACAUGACAGGGGAGCUUAGCGAACAGCAGAAGGUGGAGCUGGAACAGCACAGGGCCCUGCUGGUCAAUCAGAAGGUCGAACUGAGCAUGCUCACCCAGAAGCUGGCCCAGAUGUCACAGCUGGUGGACCAGAAAGGGGAGGAGCUUCAGAGAGUGAGGGAGGAGCUCAGGCAGUGUCAGGAGGAGCUGCAGAGGCGUGUCCAGGCUGAGAAAGAGAGGGAGGAACAGGCUGACCACAGCCCCGCCCUCAUCCAGACACCAGCAAGCACACAGGGUGAAGCAGCCUUGGCGGCGGCUGCUGCUGAUUUGGCAGACCAGGGGUCAAAGUGCAGAGGUCACAGGCAUGAGGAAGUGAUCCAGCGUCAGCAGGAAGCACUGGCCGAGCUGAGGGCUAGGGUCAAAGCCCUGGAGCAGACGGCACCCAUGAUGUCCUCCCCAGAACUGUGCAUCCAGCAGGUGGCGCUGAUGAGGAGGGAGCUGUGUGAGCUGAGGGCCCAGAAGGCCAUAGCGCAAAGAGGGACCAUCAACUCUAUGUCUGGCCCCCUUCUCUGCGGAUCUCUGGCUGAAGACACCUUGGAGCACACAGCCCGACUGGACCUGUCUGAUGCCCUGGACCUGAGUGAGAGAACAUACCUGGACCUGGCCAGGGCGCUGUGUGAGGCCCUGGAGCUGGGGGAGGGCCAGCUCUCGGGCUGCGCCUCCCUGAAGCACCUGCCCCAGGACGAGAGGGAGAAGCUGGCCUCCCACCGGCAGAGGGACCAGGGCCUGCUGCAGGCCCGUCUGGGCCUGCUCCAGAGCCAGGCCCGGCGUAGAGAGCAGCUGCUGCAGGAGUACCAGAAGGACAUGUGCACUCUGAGGGAGAGCCAGGCAGCAGGCCAGCAGCUGCAGGCCAAACUGGACUCCCUGAGGGCAGAGCUGCAGACGGAGUGUCAGGAAAGCUCCCUGCUUCGUGAGGCCCUGCGGCGCACACAAGCCCGUCUGGAGCAGGAGAUAGGCCUCAACAGAGCAGUCAAGGAGCGCAAGGCGCUGAGCGCGGAGCGUCCGGAGAAGAGAAGCACGAGAACGCCCUCCCACAGCUGCGUCCAGGACGAGAUCCGAGACAAGGCUGCAGCUAAGAAGGCCAGCCUGCAGGAGAAGCUGAGGAGGAGGGAGUACGAGAUCGAGGUGCUCAAGCAGCAGCUGAGGAGGAAGGACCAGGAGCUCUGCAGCGCCACCUCCAGGCCAGCCGGCAUACUGCAGGCCCCGGUAGCCUCGGAGGCCAGCUGA